This is a messenger RNA of Symsagittifera roscoffensis, 1202 nucleotides long. RefSeq lists its product as uncharacterized. The record is from RefSeq and is a predicted model, not a curated record. The transcript has 2 exons. The coding region runs from base 321 to 1151 and encodes 276 amino acids. Lineage: Eukaryota; Metazoa; Xenacoelomorpha; Acoela; Convolutidae.
GUCGCGACUAAAAUUGUGAACAUUUAUUUAUUCAACUCUUUUUUUCCAUCUUUUUGAUGUGGUUGUUAGUAAUGCAUCCGUUAUUUCUCAUAUCAAGUACUGAGUGCUUUUUAACCGUCAGUGGUAAGUCCAUAAAAGUGAAUCUAUAGUAAAUUGAGUUAAUUUAUUAUUCUUUCAAGGCGGCGCUUCCGGCAGUGAAUAUGAAGGCAGCUAAUUAGCAGGUGUUGCUGAUUUCAUUUAUGAUGAGUUUUGGCACGAAUUUCUAUAGUCUUUUUCCUUUUCUGUUAUUUAUAAUCUGAUCAGAAAGAAGAGAAAGGAUUAUGGAGUGGAUAGACAAGCCGAAACAGAACAAAACGAGUGAAAGAAAAACAUAUCAGAGUCUGAGUCGACCGUUAUCCAUGCCGAACUUGAGCGAUUUUGCCGAUUACAUUCGUGAAAAUGUGUUCAACAUUGACACGAAUCGCCUUGUAAAGUUCCAAUCUAUGCCCAGAGUUACAAAUCCUGUUUACUGCAAAGUAUUUUUCACAAAAUCGAAGGCGGUCAAACCGCUCAAGCUAAACGACGUGAAAAAAUCAGUAGCGUUUGCUCUUGGGCCAGAGAGCUCUGCUGACAUUCUGGAACGACCUCUGUGGCGAUGGUUAAUGAGAGCCGGUUUGACUCCCAGUGAACUUAUGGCUCAUAAGAAGAACAAUGACCAGGCAUGGCUGCUUCUGUUCCAGGUGCCGAAAGAAAUUUUCGUUCAGCCGGCGCAUUGGGAAGGCAUCAUAGAUUAUGUUCAGUAUUACUACCCAAGUGUGUAUAUGGCUGUAUACACGCAUGCUUUCCGCGUUCGUCAACUUCCCCUCAGCGAAUUUGAAAAAGACCUCGGAUUCCGAUUCGACAGAUGCUCUAAUGACUCGGAACUCUUCAUGACGGAAUCGAAGUUGUUGCAACGGUAUCCCGACCUACAUCUACCACCUUCGGUCGCCGAGACAAGACUGUUCCUGUACUGUCAACUGUCUUUAGACGACAAGUUCUUUGGCGACGGAUUCGUUCGGCAGCACGAUCACUCGCGAGGCGCAAAAGAGUAUAUCAUGCCGAAUUUGGAUCUUAUUGGAGAUCAUGUUGAACUCAUUCCAUUCAAUUACGAGAUACCAGCUAGUUUUGAUUAGAUAUUUUGAUAAAACGCGAACGAUUAUUAAAUUUAUAAAUCAUGAUUGAAG